Messenger RNA from Gorilla gorilla gorilla (western lowland gorilla), 3632 nucleotides. RefSeq names its product transmembrane protein 50B (gene TMEM50B). The record is from RefSeq and is a predicted model, not a curated record. The transcript has 7 exons. The coding region runs from base 1483 to 1959 and encodes 158 amino acids. NCBI's taxonomy places the organism in Eukaryota, Metazoa, Chordata, Mammalia, Primates, Hominidae.
UCAGCACAUAUUUAUUGAACACCUAGAUCCUAGCCCAUGUAUAAGAGCUAUAGGAGAACAUUAUCCAGGAUGGCAUUUUUGGUGAUAAUUCCAUGAUGCAAAACCUUUUACUUCAUUAUGCCUCAAGUAAAAUGCUUUUUAGAUUUCCACUGAUAAUAACUCUACUUGGCUGGGCACAGUGGCCCACGCUUGUAAUCCCAGCAUUUUGGGAGGCAGAGGCGGGUGGAUCACCUGAGGUCAGGAGUUCAAGAUCAGCCAGGUGAAAUCCCGUCUCUACUAAAAAUACACAAAUUAGCCAAGCAUGGUGGUGCGCACCUGUAAUCCCAGCUACUCGGAAGGCUGAGGUGGGAGGAUCGAUUGAGCGUGGGAGGUAAGAGGCUGCAGUGAGCCAAGAUCACACCACUGCACUCCAGCCUGGACAACAGAGCAAGACCCUGUCUCAAAACAAACAAACAAACAAACCAACCAACCAACCACCCAAAAAACAAAGCUCGACUUUCCCCCAAACAACUAAAUGAUUAUAGGCAUUUCUGUAGGAAAUUUAGACAGGGCUUCCAAACGCUGUUAAAGUUAUGUUGAAAAUCCAAGAGGCUGAAAGAUAUCUGACUAUAAGAAAGACAAAAAAAAAAAAAAAAAAAGACAAAAAUCUACGUGAAUAGACGGGAGAGCGCCGAGCGAAAUCAGAAGACUAGUUGUAUUGUGAGGAUCACCUCAGGUAACCAGCACUCACUGGGUAGCCCUGGUUUACUAACUUCAACUUUCUGGGGCUCCAUUUCUGAAUUGAGGGGAUCAGAAAAAGGCAUCUCUAAAGACCCUCCGUUCCCGAGAACCCUCCCGGAGCACCUUCCCUACUCUGGGCAGCUCGCAGACAGACAAGACUGAUCGGCCAUAGGCGAAGGGAGACCCUGGUCCCCCAGGUCUCGAGCUCCGUCCGCACGUAAUCUCACGGUACUGCACUUCAAGUCAGCGUGCGGAAACGCAGCAGUGGGAGUCCGGCGGCGGCCGCCCACCGGCAGGGGACAGGAGAGGCCCGUCCCGCUCUGUCCGGAACCGAAGAUAGCUGGGUCUGGAGUUCGGCUCCGGGAGGCCCGCGGAGCAGCCCACCCCGUCCCUCGGAGCUCGCCCUGCCCCCGGCCGGCCACUUGCUGCACGCCGAUUGGUCGCGAGGGGCGCCCGGCGUCCCGCUGCGCCCAGCCAACGCCCUCUCCCCGCCCCCUCGCGUCCCGCCCCGCCCCCGGCCGGCCACUUGCUGCGCUCCGAUUGGUCGCUGCGGUGCACACGGCGCCUCGCCCCGCCUCACCGGCGCUCUAUCCUCGCGUCGGCUUCCAGCUCCGGGCUCCCGGGGCUGAGGUGGAGCCGCGGGACGCCGGCAGGGUUGUGGCGCAGCAGUCUCCUUCCUGCGCGCGCGCCUGAAGUCGGCGUGGGCGUUUGAGGAAGCUGGGAUACAGCAUUUAAUGAAAAAUUUAUGCUUAAGAAGUAAAAAUGGCAGGCUUCCUAGAUAAUUUUCGUUGGCCAGAAUGUGAAUGUAUUGACUGGAGUGAGAGAAGAAAUGCUGUGGCAUCUGUUGUCGCAGGUAUAUUGUUUUUUACAGGCUGGUGGAUAAUGAUUGAUGCAGCUGUGGUGUAUCCUAAGCCAGAACAGUUGAACCAUGCCUUUCACACAUGUGGUGUAUUUUCCACAUUGGCUUUCUUCAUGAUAAAUGCUGUAUCCAAUGCUCAGGUGAGAGGUGAUAGCUAUGAAAGCGGCUGUUUAGGAAGAACAGGUGCUCGAGUUUGGCUUUUCAUUGGUUUCAUGUUGAUGUUUGGGUCACUUAUUGCUUCCAUGUGGAUUCUUUUUGGUGCAUAUGUUACCCAAAAUACUGAUGUUUAUCCGGGACUAGCUGUGUUUUUUCAAAAUGCACUUAUAUUUUUUAGCACUCUGAUCUACAAAUUUGGAAGAACUGAAGAGCUAUGGACCUGAGAUCACUUCUUAAGUCACAUUUUCCUUUUGUUAUAUUCUGUUUGUAGAUAGGUUUUUUAUCUCUCAGUACACAUUGCCAAAUGGAGUAGAUUGUACAUUAAAUGUUUUGUUUCUUUACAUUUUUAUGUUCUGAGUUUUGAAAUAGUUUUAUGAAAUUUCUUUAUUUUUCAUUGCAUAGACUGUUAAUAUGUAUAUAAUACAAGACUAUAUGAAUUGGAUAGUGAGUAUCAGUUUUUUAUUCCUGAGAUUUAGAACUUGAUCUACUCCCUGAGCCAGGGUUACAUCAUCUUGUCAUUUUAGAAGUAACCAGUCUUGUCUCUCUGGCUGGGCACGGUGGCUCAUGCCUGUAAUCCCAGCACUUUGGGAGGCCAAGGCGGGCCGAUUGCUUGAGGUCAAGUGUUUGAGACCAGCCUGGCCAACAUGGCGAAACCCCAUCUACUAAAAAUACAAAAAUUAGCCAGGCAUGGUGGUGGGUGCCUGUAAUCCCAGCUACCUGGGAGGCUGAGGCAGGAGAAUCGCUUGAACCCGGGGGGCAGAGGUUGCAGUGAGCUGAGUUUGCGCCACUGCACUCUAGCCUGGGGGAGAAAGUGAAACUCCCUCUCAAAAAAAAAGAAAGACCACUCUCAGUAUCUCUGAUUUCUGAAGAUGUACAAAAAAAUAUAGCUUCAUAUAUCUGGAAUGAGUACUGAGCCAUAAAAGGUUUUCAGCAAGUUGUAACUUAUUUUGGCCUAAAAAUGAGGUUUUUUUGGUAAAGAAAAAAUAUUUGUUCUUAUGUAUUGAAGAAGUGUACUUUUAUAUAAUGAUUUUUUAAAUGCCCAAAGGACUAGUUUGAAAGCUUCUUUUAAAAAGAAUUCCUCUAAUAUGACUUUAUGUGAGAAGGGAUAAUACAUGAUCAAAUAAACUCAGUUUUUUAUGGUUACUGUGAAAAGACUGUGUAAGGCAGCUCAGCACCAUGCUUCUCGUAAAAGCAGCUUAAAUUAUCCACUGGGGUUAUCUUUUGACAACUUGUCAUUAUCUGAUGUUACACAAUUCAAUAGCAAGCAAGUUUGAGACAAUCGCAGUUUAAAAGCAUGAACCAUUUAACAAAAAGUGGAAUAAUUAAAGCACUUCUUCCCAAAGGGAAUUAUCACCUAGUGAAAAAUUAUGCGUUUCAUCUACUCAGUUACCAACUGCAAGUCUCUCCUCGCUCUAGCUCUCAAGCUUUGGGUGAAUACUCCUGUGAAAUAUAUCUUCAACUUGAAAGUUCAUACUCCAAUCAAAAACUCCUUUUACUGAGUUUGCAGUACUGUAUUUGCACUGUUUGUAUUCCUCUGGGCCCUUAUUGCUACUUUUGCUUUCCUUUGUUACAUAGAUUUUGUGUUGCACUUUUUCUCCAGAGGGGUGUUGUAGAGCCUUGGUUGUAUGAAUAAUACCAGUGGUAGUGUCCACGGCUCUAAUGUAAGCCCAUUUGGCAUCACUCCUCUCCUCUCUCUGAGAGGAUUUCUUGUGCACAGAGUAUGAAGCAGUUGUGGAGCACUGUGCCUUUGUCAAGAUACCAUCUUGUUUGAUGACUUCUUUCUUUGCUGUUUUUUCUUCAAAAUGUUAGUAAGCUCUGUCAUGCUUCUAACAAAUUGUAAGACUAAUUAUUUGUUUCCACCUCAUAACCUGUUGCAAUAAAUAUUACUUCUCAUACA